This is a messenger RNA of Asterias rubens (European starfish), 2008 nucleotides long. RefSeq names its product twinfilin-1-like. Gene Ontology annotation, cellular component: actin filament; cytoplasm; myofibril. Gene Ontology annotation, molecular function: actin monomer binding; actin filament binding. Lineage: Eukaryota; Metazoa; Echinodermata; Asteroidea; Forcipulatida; Asteriidae. Bases 166 to 1206 code for a protein of 346 amino acids. The record is from RefSeq and is a predicted model, not a curated record. Gene Ontology annotation, biological process: actin filament depolymerization; positive regulation of neuron projection development; barbed-end actin filament capping. The transcript has 9 exons.
UUCACCGCCCACUACUACCGGAAGCGAUUUAUCAGAACUCAACUUCCUAGUUCAGUGUGUUGAAGUUCGUCGCCGCCCACUAAAGAAAGUGAUAUUCAAGGUGGACAUCAGGAAGUGAAACAAACAGAAUUUAACUGUAGAUGUUGGAUUGACUGCCGUGGAAUCAUGUCGCAUCAAACCGGAAUUAAAGCGUCUGAUGAGCUCAAGCAGGUGUUUGCAGAUUGUAGAGAGAAGGACUACAGAGUGGUCAAAGUUGGCAUUGAUAUCGGAGAAGAAAAGUUGAUUUCAUUGGGACAUCAGGGAGCCACAGGGACAUGGGAGCAAGAUUAUGACGCUUUGAUACCUCCAUUGAUAGAGGAGAAAGAGCCAUGUUAUCUUUUCUACCGUUUUGACGAGAAGGACUCCCAGAGUAAAUACAGAUGGCUGUUCAUUGUAUACGUUCCAGAAUAUGCUACGGUGAAACAAAAGAUGAUAUACGCUGCAACAAAGUCAUCACUUAAGACAACCUUUGGCUCAGGACAGAUACAGAAUGAAAUACUUGAGACUUCAAUAACCGAAAUGAAUUACAAGGGAUACAUCAGUCACAUCGAACACCAAGAAGCUCCAGCCCCGCUGACGGCCAGCGAGGAGGAACAGAAACAGAUGAGGGAAGAAGAAGGACCUACUGAAUCUGGCAGCACUACCAAGCAGAGCCAUCUGAAGGGUAUUGCGUUCCCAGUCAGACCCGAUGCCGAAGACAAGCUUCUUGCAUUGAAGAAUGGCGAUUAUACCUAUGUUAGACUGUGUGUGGAUAUAAAGAAUGAAGAGAUUCUAUUGGAUGACUCAGACAGCAUUGAGUUGAAUGCACUCCCAGCCAAGGUGCCUACAGAUAAAGCUAGCUACCAUGUCUUCACAUUCAAACACACGCAUGAAGGAGAUUAUCUAGAAAGUAAAGUGUUUAUUUAUUCCAUGCCUGGCUAUAACUGUCCUGUGAAGGAGCGAAUGUUGUACACCAGCUGUCUCAGUCCACUCAUAGGCUUCCUUGGAGAAUCUCUAGGAAUUGAAAUAGCAAAGAGGAUUGAAAUAAGCGAGGGCGCGGUCCUGACAGAAGCAUUUCUUAUGGAUGAGGUACACCCGGUACGCAACCUGCACCGACCAGCAUUUGCCAAACCUAAGGGACCACCGGGGAAACGAGGUCAAAGAAGGUUGUUAAAGGAAGAAAAUUAAUGAGUAAUAAUUAAUUAUACAAAAGGGUUCAACGUUUGUUGAAUUGGCAAGACUGGUUUUUACGUAAAUGGUUUGUCUGCUCUGAAUCAAGAUAUACUUGGAAAUAAUCUGGUAUUAUCAAUAGUUCCAAAAUGAUGAAUAUACAAACAAACAAAAUUCAAUUGUUACCUCAAAUUUUUGGAAAUGGAAUGCCAAGUUUGAAGUGUGUCUGUUAUUUGCGUACUUUUUCUUUGCCAAAAGUUUCAGCUAAAGUUAAAUCCAAUCAGGGAAAAUAUUAUGUUGGGUAAAUGGAAUUAUGUAACUUCACAUCAAUCAAAAACUUUGGAUAUUGAUUAAAACAAAUUGUAAUCGGGUUUAUAUUCAGCAAAGUUUUAAUCAGGUAAAUAGCCAAUGGUGUGCCCUUACCUUUCGUUGUAAAUUUUUGUAUGCAAAUUUGAUAAAGAUUUAACUACCAAAAAAGGCGAUUGUAGUGACUGUACCCUGCUCUUUUCCAGAAUUUUACCAGAAAUAAUCGUCAAUAUGCGCAGCAGCUGUCUUCCCACUUUCCUGACUUAGUACUUGAUUUAUGGGUAGAUUUGUUAAAGACUUGCAGCCAAACGUGUAUCUGUAUCAUUAAUACAAGGACAAAUUUUUCCAGCAUGAUGUGUUUGCUUUAAUAACCAAUAAGGAAAACAUAUACUGCUGGUAUCCACUAAUCUUGACGCACUUGGCGCAUGAAAAUUUGUACCCUGCCGUCGAUUUCACAAAACUCUUCCUAACUUAGGAAUAAUCUUAGGACUUAGUAUGGGUUCAGUUCCGUAUC